AUGAAGGUGGACGUGGACGGCCGGGAAGCAGCAGCCUGCAGUGCUACUCCGAUUGCUAGUAAUACAGAGUCGCCUGUCUCAUUCCUUGACGACUGCGGUGUAACCACCUCAGACUCGAUCCCGACGCCCGAGCGGGCACUGCUCGCCAAACUGGAGGAGGAGAAUAGAAGAAUCGAGGCGGACGCGAAGUGCCCCUCGCUAACCACCGUGCACAGUCGCAAGAGCUCCGACACAUCACAAAUAUCCUUAGCUUCAGCAACAAGCUCAAGCUAUGAAGAAGGGGGAAGUAAGGUCGGGAGCAAUGGCGAGGAAGACUUAUGGAGUGUCUGGGGUAGGCUUGUCAGUCAUUGGGAGACGGAGUGGCGCCGCCGGAACCAGUAUGUACGAGACCUAGUACGGCAGGGGGUGCCUCAUCAUUUCAGGGGCAUCGUAUGGCAGCUACUAGCGGGAGUCGAUUCCUCCCCUGAUAAGAAAUUAUACGCUUCUUAUAUUAAGGCUAAAUCAGCGUGCGAGAAGGUGAUUCGUCGUGACAUCGCUCGAACGUACCCUGAACACGAUUUCUUUAAGGAGAAAGAUGGUCUUGGCCAAGAAUCCCUGUUCAAUGUAAUGAAGGCGUAUUCGCUACACGACAGGGAAGUUGGUUAUUGUCAAGGAUCUGGCUUUAUCGUUGGACUGCUUUUAAUGCAGAUGCCAGAAGAGGAGGCUUUUGCAGUUCUACUAAAGAUAAUGCAGCACCAUCGUAUGCGUGAUAUGUUCAAGCCAAGUAUGGCAGAGCUUGGCCUCUGUAUGUUCCAGCUAGAAAACCUCGUUCAGGAACUUUUACCCGAUCUCCACGUACACUUUCAAUCUCAGAGUUUCAGUACAUCGAUAUAUGCAAGCAGCUGGUUCCUUACACUCUUUACGACGACACUAUCUCUCCCCCUCGCCUGUCGCGUUAUGGACGUAUUUCUCUCUGAAGGCAUAGAGAUUGUGUUCAAGGUCGCCCUAGCGUUACUCACGCUUGGCAAAAACGAUCUCUUGUCUUUGGAUAUGGAAAGCAUUCUGAAGUACAUGCAGAAAGAGUUGCCGGCGAAGGCAGAGGCCGAUCAAGACGCGUUUAUGAAUCUCGCAUAUUCAAUUAAAGUGAAUCCUAAAAAAAUGAAGAAAUUAGAAAAGGAAUACACCGUUAUAAAGACGAAGGAGCAAGGAGACAUCGCAGUACUCAGAUGUCUUCGUCAAGAAAACCGCCUAUUGAAGCAAAGAGUUGAACUACUUGAAAAGGAAAGUUCAGCGCUUGCGGAGCGUUUGGUUCAAGGUCAAGUUGAUAGAGCUGAAGGGGAGGAAGAGACGUUCGCUUUAGCUCGCGAGGUUCAAGCGUUGAGACGGGCUAAUAUGGACGCACAACAGAGACUGGCCGUAGCUCAAGAUGAGAUUAGAAGCUUAGAAAUGACUAUCGCGGAGAACAACUCACGUCAGUCAUCGCUAGAGGGCAUGGAAGUCAACAACGCGAAAGGCGAAGAGUUAGCUCGAUGUCUUCAAAGAGAAUUAGUAAGAGCUAGACUCGACGCGGCAGAGAGACAGGCGACUGAACGAGAAUUGAACGCUAGGAUUGCGGAACUAGAGAAUGAAAAUAAAAUAUUGAGGAAACAACGCGUGGAUAAUAACGUUGCUCACUUGCAGGACGAGUUGAUAGCGGUAAAACUGCGCGAGGCUGAGGCUAAUCUUUCACUAAAAGAUUUACGGCAACGAGUAACAGAGUUAUCGGAUGCCUGGCAAAAGCACCUGCAGGAACACAGACAAGAAACGCCGCCGCCGCCGGCCCAAUCGAACGUAGUGUCUGAUAUAAUGGCAACACCCAAGAAGUUACUGCGUGCCUGGGAGGGCAGGUCCACAGACAUGCAGAAAUUAGAAGAGGAAUUAAUGACAAUAAAAAUAAAGGAGGUGGAAGCUUUAACCGAGUUGAAGGAGCUCAGACUUAAGGAAAUGGAGCUCCGUACCCAGGUUCAGGUGUCAACGAACCAGCUUCGAAGACAGGAUGAGGAACUGCGUCAGCUGAGAGAAGAACUGGACGCUGCCUUGCAGAGGGAACGCACACUGCAAACAAGGCAGAGAGAAUUCCAACACAAGUAUGCUGACUUGGAGAGCAAAGCAAAAUAUGAAUCAAUGCAAGCGAACAUAAGGAACAUGGAGGACGCUCAGAGAAUAGCGGAAUUAGAAACCGAGGUCUCUGAAUAUAAGUUAAAAAACGAAGUGAUGGCGACUGAAGGGGAACUACGGAGUAGUAAUAUGGACGACUCAGAUAGAGUUCGAGAGUUGCAGGAACAAGUCGCCGAACUGAAAGCAGAGGUCGUGAGGUUAGAGGCGUGGAAAGCUCGGGUGCUGGGCCGCUCUCUUAGCCGUACAGUUUCCUUAGAAGAUGACAUUGAAGAGGACGACAAACUGAAACUUAUACUGAGAAGAGAAUCGUCGGCCUCACUCGACCUUAACAGAAAAACGUAGCACUACACCCGUGGAACUUGUAAUAUUAGUUGUAUGUAUAUUUACAUAUAUACGUGAUUGUUUCAGGGUACUUUUGUGUGAUCUUCCAUCGGACAUUCAUAAACUAGAACCAAUUGUAUCUUGUUUUUUUUUCGCUUUACAUGUAAACUGUAAAUCAGUUCCUGUAUUCGGAAAACCAUUCGUUUUUACCGUUUAACAGUUAAAAUGAACCGUUAAAUAGUGAGUAAAACGGAUAGUUUUUUUUUAUAUAUAUAUAUUAUAUUUAUGUUCUGAAUAAGGAACACGGGAAAAAAAUUUAAGUAAAAAGGUAACCUCUGGUAAUUCAAAAAUUUAUUCGCUACGGCUGUCUUCUCGCACCAAAAUCUCUAAUAUUAGACAGUAUUAUUUUUUAAUUUUCAAUAUAAUUUGCUUCGCUUUAUAUCAGUAUUAUUGGCUUUAUAUGUGUAUAGUUUUAUUUUUAUUUGAAAAAACAUUUUUUCAAUACGUUUUAUAAAAAAUAUUUAUAUGAAUAACAUAA
Messenger RNA from Melitaea cinxia (Glanville fritillary), 2995 nucleotides. RefSeq names its product ecotropic viral integration site 5 ortholog (gene Evi5). The transcript is spliced from 15 exons. The record is from RefSeq and is a predicted model, not a curated record. NCBI's taxonomy places the organism in Eukaryota, Metazoa, Arthropoda, Insecta, Lepidoptera, Nymphalidae. The coding region runs from base 1 to 2478 and encodes 825 amino acids.